CGAAGGAUGACUUUGAUUGUGACGACAGACCUGUCAGUGAAUACUGGCCCAAGUCGGGUAGAGGAAAAGCUGGAAGACAAACAAAAAGCUCUGCGGGAAAGCAUCGAGAAGGGGCAGCCCAAAAUAUUCGGGGUCUCUCAGAUAGUAAUAGGAUUGCUGAUCAUCUCUUAUUCUAUACCUCUGCUUUCUACUGAGACAACAAUGAUACUUCACUUUGGUGUACCAUGGUGGAGUGGCCUUAUGUUUGUCAUUUCAGGCACAGCUGCAAUAGUAGUGGAAAAAAUUGCCACCAUGAAGACAGUCUCUGCUUGCUUGGCAGUCUCUGUUGUGACCAUAAUCAUCUCAGUUAUUGCACUUAUCCUAUACUAUGUGGACAUUGCUUCCAAUCCGGCAACCACAUGCCAUAUAGGAUCAGACCAUUUGUGUGACCAACAGUAUUAUAUCACUAGAUUCAGCACGGGAAUGAAGAUAAGCAUCUCAAUUGUCAAUAUUGCCCAGACAGCACUGUCCUCUGCUUUCGCAGCUAUACUGUAUAAUCAGAGGAGAAACUUUACGGACUACGCGACCCUGGGCCAAUGACAUCCUGCUUAGGAUGCUGAUCAUCCCAAGUAUAACAUUUGUGCCCCCAUGUAUGACAGAUGUACCCCUGAUGUAUCACAUUUCUGGAUUUUAAUCAGAGAUCCUUAAACUAACAUAUCCACUUCAUAUGUGUGGUUUUGCUUAACCAAUGUAAUGCUGUGCAUUGUGUGCAAGAAUGCAAUGCACUGAAAUGUUGUUGUAUUUUAAGUGAAAAUGAAUUGAAAGUGAAUUUUAUAUAUAUAUUUUAAUCUAAUAUCAUCAAUAUAAACGUCUAAAUAUGUUUUUUUAAUUAAAGUUACAUUUCAAGUUUAAA
Molecule: messenger RNA, 892 nt
Organism: Rhinichthys klamathensis goyatoka
Lineage: Eukaryota; Metazoa; Chordata; Actinopteri; Cypriniformes; Leuciscidae
Gene: tmem176
Product: transmembrane protein 176
Exons: 6
Coding region: 7-579 (190 amino acids)
Cellular component (GO): membrane
Source: RefSeq, a predicted model, not a curated record